Messenger RNA from Athene cunicularia (burrowing owl), 1245 nucleotides. RefSeq names its product fatty acid desaturase 1-like. The record is from RefSeq and is a predicted model, not a curated record. NCBI's taxonomy places the organism in Eukaryota, Metazoa, Chordata, Aves, Strigiformes, Strigidae. Gene Ontology annotation, molecular function: oxidoreductase activity, acting on paired donors, with oxidation of a pair of donors resulting in the reduction of molecular oxygen to two molecules of water. Gene Ontology annotation, cellular component: membrane. Gene Ontology annotation, biological process: lipid metabolic process.
AUGAACAAAAUUGAAAGAAUUGGCCAGUUAACGUGUGUCCUGCUGCUGGCGGUGAAUGAAUGUCUUGCUGUGCACAGCAGAUUGAGGUUAGUAACACAGAAUUUGUUUUUCUUACAUCUUCCUACUUUCGUGCAUUUGCAGGACGCCUUUGUAUCAUUCCACGUUGACAAGGUGCUGGUGAGCAAGUACUUGAAGUCACUGGAGAUUGGGGAGCUAGCACCAGAUCAACCCAGUAUUGAGCCCACUAAAAAUUUCCAGGUCCAAGCUUCAUGGUUACAACAUGAUUUGGGACAUCUUUCAGUAUUCAGGAAGACCAAGUGGAACCACUUGCUGCAUAAGUUUGUGAUGUGCCAUUUGAUUGGGGCAUCAGCCAAAUGGUGGACUCUUCUGCACUUCCAGCACCAUGCCAAACCAAACUGCUUUGAGAAAGAUCCUGAUAUUGAUAGGCACCCUUUCUCGUUUACUUUGGGGAAGCAAUUAUCUGUGGAGCUUGGGAUCAAAGAGAAAAAAUACGUGCCAUACAAUCACCAACACAAAUACUUCUUCAUCACUCUUCCUCCGCUCCUGUUUCCCACCUACUUCCACUACCACACGUUUUACAUUGAAUGCACAAAAGGGUGUUGGGUGGAUUUGGCCUGGAUGCUGACCUUCUAUAUCAAAUUCUUUUUUACUUAUGGAUCAUUAUUCGAAAUAAAGAGUCUCCUCGCUUAUUAUUUUAUAUUCAGGAUGCUGGAGAGUAGCUGGUUUGUCUGGGUUUCGCAGAUUAACCACAUCCCUAUGGAUAUCUGCUAUGACAAAAAUUUGGACUGGGUGUCUCUCCAGGCAACAUGCAAUGUUGAACAGUCUCUGUUCAAUGACUGGUUUACUGGGCAUCUGAACUUCCAGAUUGAACAUCACCUAUUCCCCACAAUGCCAAGACACAACUACUGGAAGGUGGCUCCUCUGGUGAAGUCCUUGUGUGCCAAACAUGGCAUUGAGUACCAGUGUAAGCCGUUACUCACGGCUUUUGCAGACAUUGUGCACUCUCUGAAGAAUUCAGGAGAACUCUGGCUUGAUGCUUACCUACACAAAUAACAAGACAAUGCUUGAGGGUACCAUUCACAGUCUGCCACAACUUUGCAUUCCCAGCAAGCUGAGGAGCAGGGACCACUUCCAUGACAGAAGAAAAUGGAUAAGAACAGAUGGAUAUGAUUCCAAUAGAUAUGAAGUUACUUGAAUUCUACUUCUGGUCUUCUAGUAUCUGGU